GAACACGUACCUAAAACCUUACACGUACUAUACUAUAUUACUUUAUAAAUACUACCCUUUUACUUCACCUUAAUCACACAGUCACAGGUUAAUAAUAUUCUCCCAAAUAAUUCUAGCUAUAGUUAUCCCUUCUGUAACUAAGAAAGUAGUCAUGUCUUCAAUAUCAUCUUACUCAAUCAUACAUGACCUAGAAGAUCAAUUACCAUCCAAUUAUGAAAAGGAAAGACAAGAGCUUCCACUAAAAGAGAUCCCUGGAGGUUAUGGCUUGCCGUUUUUUGGGGCCAUUAAAGACCGAUGGGAUUUCUACUACAACCAAGGUCGGGACGGAUUCUUCCAAGCCCGAAUGACCCAAUACAAAUCUACAGUCUUCAGAGCCAACGGGCCACCAGGCCCCUUCAUGGCAAAAAAUCCUAAAGUCAUUGUCCUCCUAGACGCUGCAAGUUUUCCUAUCCUCUUUGACAUGACCAAAGUCGAGAAGAAGAACGUCUUUGAUGGAACUUAUAUGCCUUCUACUGGCUUUACAGGUGGUUACAGAGUACUCUCCUUCCUCGACCCAUCUGAGCCAAAACACAAAUCCCUCAAAGGCUACUUCUUCUCUGUCCUUGCUUCCAAACACGAAAACUUCAUCCCUGUGUUGCGAAAGUCCCUAACCGAGCUUUUCAACACUCUAGAGUCACAACUGUCAUCUAAGAAAGAAGCUAACUUCAACCCCAUAAGCGAUACCUACUCAUUCGAGUAUGUUUUCAACCUCUUUUGUGGUAAAAGUCCUAAAGACACUGUCUUAGGGUCCCAAGGCAACACCACUGUUGACACGUGGCUUGUCCCGCAAGUGGCUCCACUCAUAACCCUAGGCGUACCGAAGUUCCUACAACUAGUGGAAGAUCUACUCAUCCACACAUUCCCGAUACCAAGUUUCCUUGUGAAAUCAAAGUACAAUAAAAUAUACCAAGCUUUCUCCUCCUCAGCCACCGAAGUGCUAGACAAAGCAAAGGAUUUCGGGCUCGAGAAAGAAGAGGCUUGCCAUAAUCUGAUUUUCCUCACGUGCUUUAAUACCUACGGAGGCAUGAAAGUCCUCUUCCCAAGCUUGUUCAAGUGGAUCGGUCAAGCCGGCCCUACUUUGCAUGCCCAACUAGUUCACGAGAUCAGAAGCAUGGUUAAGCAAGAAGGAGGGGUGACUUUUGCUGCCAUAGAAAAGAUGGCGUUGACCAAGUCAGUGGUGUACGAGGUGUUGAGGAUCGAGCCUCCGGUUCCAUUCCAGUACGGUCACGCUAAGGAAGAUCUGGUUAUCCAGAGCCACGAUGCGUCGUUUAAGGUAAAGAAGGGGGAGAUGAUGUUUGGGUAUCAGCCAUUUGCGACGAAAGACCCCAAAGUUUUUGACAAGCCCGAGAAGUUUGUGGCAUAUAGGUUUAUGGGGAAAGGUGAAGAGAACCUAAAGUACGUGUUUUGGUCUAAUGGAAGAGAGACUGAGGAUCCUUCAGUGGAUAAUAAGCAAUGUGCGGGUAGAGAUUUGGUGGUGUUGAUGGCUAGAGUACUGUUGGUGGAGUUCUUUCUUAGGUAUGACACAUUUACCUGCGUCGCUGAGCAGUUCUUGGUGGGUACAAGGGUUAUUUUCAAGUCGUUGACUAAGGCCUCCAAAUUCCAUCAGCUUAAGUCAUUUGAGUGAAUUACAACCAUCGUUAUUUCAUCAACUGAAUUGAUAAUAGUUGGAUGAAGAUAUAAGACGUAAUAUAUGUACUACUCUUUAUAUUACAAGUACUCUUAGUUUUCGUAAAAAAAAAAACGAAGACGUAAUAUAUCUGCUUUCUAUUUUGUGCAUGUUGGUUUCUUUUUUAAUGGACUGAAUAAAUACAGGGUUUUUUUUU
Cannabis sativa is the source of this 1862-nucleotide messenger RNA. RefSeq names its product allene oxide synthase 3. NCBI's taxonomy places the organism in Eukaryota, Viridiplantae, Streptophyta, Magnoliopsida, Rosales, Cannabaceae. The record is from RefSeq and is a predicted model, not a curated record. Gene Ontology annotation, biological process: sterol metabolic process. Bases 152 to 1663 code for a protein of 503 amino acids. Gene Ontology annotation, molecular function: oxidoreductase activity, acting on paired donors, with incorporation or reduction of molecular oxygen; iron ion binding; monooxygenase activity. The transcript has a single exon.